Messenger RNA from Sorex fumeus (smoky shrew), 924 nucleotides. RefSeq names its product potassium two pore domain channel subfamily K member 7 (gene KCNK7). Gene Ontology annotation, cellular component: membrane. The coding region runs from base 1 to 924 and encodes 307 amino acids. The transcript has 3 exons. Gene Ontology annotation, molecular function: potassium ion leak channel activity. The record is from RefSeq and is a predicted model, not a curated record. Lineage: Eukaryota; Metazoa; Chordata; Mammalia; Eulipotyphla; Soricidae. Gene Ontology annotation, biological process: potassium ion transmembrane transport; stabilization of membrane potential.
AUGGGGGGUCUCAGGCCCUGGGCCCGGUAUGUGCUACUGGUGGGGGCCCACCUUCUCCUUCUGGGGCUUGGGGCCGCGGUGCUCCAGGGCCUGGAGGGACCCCCCGCCCGCCAGCUCCAGACCCAGCUCCAGGCUGAGCUGGCCACUUUCCAGGCACAGCACGGGGCCUGCCUGCCCCCCGGGGCCCUGGAGGAGCUGCUGGGUACCGCCUUGGCAGCCCAGGCCCACGGGGUCUCCAGCCCGGCCAACGGCUCCGAGGCCGAGACGUGGGACCUGCCUUCAGCCCUGCUCUUCGCCGCCAGCAUCCUGACCACCACGGGUUACGGCCACAUGGCCCCACUGUCAGCCGGUGGAAAGGCUUUCUGCGUGCUCUAUGCAGCCCUGGGGCUGCCCGCCUCCCUGGCCCUGGGGGCCACACUGCGCCACUGCCUGCUGCCAGCGCUCGGCCGCCCCUGCGCCUGGGUGGCCGGCCACUGGCAGCUGGGCCCGGCCCGGGCUGCACUGUUGCAGGCGGCUGGGCUGGGCCUCCUGGUGGCCGGUGUGUUCGGGCUGCUGCCAGCGCUGGUGCUGUGGGCCGUGCAGGGUGACUGCAGCCUCCUGAAGGCGCUCUACUUCUGCUUCGGGUCACUCAGCACCAUUGGCCUGGGGGACCUGCUGCCCAGCCGGGGCCGCGGCCUGCACCCCGCGCUAUACUACACUGGCCAGCUGGCACUUCUCGGGUACUUGCUCCUGGGGCUCCUGGCCAUGGUCUUGGCAGUGGAGACUUUCUCAGAGCUGCCUCAGGUCCGGGCCGUGGUGAACUUCUUCGGAGCAGGAGGCCCAGAGAGUGCUGAGGACCAAGCUGGCAUCCUCGGGCAGGAUGAGCUAGCUCUGAGCACCCAGCCACCUUCCUCCACAGCACCGGGACAAGCCCUGGCUAGCUAG